AUGAAGAAAGCUCGGAGAUCCGUGAACACCUUGCAGAUGUUCUUUAUGGCUGUGUGUAGCAUGCUGUGCUGCAGGACCCUUUCAGCUCUCCCGGCGAUCAACACAUACUCUGCCAUCAGGUCAGGCAGUCUGAACAGUGACGGUGAUGGCACAUGGUCAAACGAGCCCUCGCAGGAUCUGGAAGUGUAUAAGCUUCUGUAUGAAAUUGCAAACACAGUGGAAAGACCACCGAGACAUGCUGAUGGACUUUUCACCAGUGGCUACAGCAAACUUCUUGGACAACUCUCAGCCAAAGAAUACCUUGAAUCCUUACUUUCCAAGCGCGUCAGUGAUGACCCGAGCGCAGAUGACCUACGCAUGAAGCGUCACUCGGAUGCCGUGUUUACAGACAACUACAGCCGAUUUCGCAAGCAGAUGGCGGCCAAGAAGUACCUGAACUCGGUUUUAACAGGAAAGAGAAGCCCAGAAGAUGCACGAACACUGUCUAACCAGUCCAAAAGCACAGACUCUUCCUUACCUCAGAGCUACGAGGAUGAGGUGGAUCAGCUCCUCCAGCAGCUCCCGCUUGUAUGA
This is a messenger RNA of Neoarius graeffei (lesser salmon catfish), 573 nucleotides long. It is a transcript of the gene vipb, whose product is annotated as vasoactive intestinal peptide b. The coding region runs from base 1 to 573 and encodes 190 amino acids. The transcript has 5 exons. The record is from RefSeq and is a predicted model, not a curated record. Gene Ontology annotation, biological process: positive regulation of epinephrine secretion; positive regulation of penile erection; adenylate cyclase-activating G protein-coupled receptor signaling pathway. Gene Ontology annotation, cellular component: perikaryon; neuron projection; extracellular region. Gene Ontology annotation, molecular function: peptide hormone receptor binding; neuropeptide hormone activity. NCBI's taxonomy places the organism in Eukaryota, Metazoa, Chordata, Actinopteri, Siluriformes, Ariidae.